UUAUUCUUUAGUGUAAUAGACAAAAUCAAACGACACUUCUGUUCCAUUCAUACUAUCUCCAUUUCGAAUUUAACGUUGAAAUCAGUUCAACUCUGAAUCUGAAUCUUCCCAUGUUAUAUCAUAUAUAUGUCAGCGGAAGCGUCUAAGCGCCACCAAUGGCAGUGGGAGAACGCCACUGCCGGCGCCGCUGCUGGAUUCGCCACCGUCGCUGUUAUGCACCCCCUUGAUGUUGUUCGAACUAGGUUCCAAGUUAACGACGGUCGAGUCUCGCAUCUUCCCAGUUACAAGAACACUGCACACGCCGUUUUCACCAUUGCUCGCUCCGAGGGAUUAAGAGGCUUAUAUGCAGGCUUUCUUCCGGGGGUUCUUGGGUCUACCAUUUCGUGGGGUUUAUAUUUCUUUUUUUAUGACAAAGCCAAACAAAGAUAUGCAAGGAACAGGGAGGGGAAGUUGAGCCCAGGUCUUCAUCUUGCCUCAGCUGCUGAAGCAGGAGGUUUGGUUUCCUUGUGCACAAAUCCUGUCUGGCUAGUAAAAACGAGAUUGCAGCUUCAAACUCCACUUCAUCAGACACGUCCAUACUCUGGGAUUUAUGAUGCCUUUAAGACCAUACUGAGGGAAGAAGGAUUUAGAGCAUUUUACAAAGGGAUUGUUCCCAGCCUGUUUCUGGUUUCUCAUGGUGCUAUUCAGUUCACAGCAUAUGAGGAACUACGUAAAGUUAUUGUUGAUUUUAAGAGUGAGAGAAGUACAGUACAUAAUCAAAACCCAGAUAAAUUGCUGAAUUCUGUUGAUUAUGCUGUUCUUGGAGCAACAUCAAAACUUGCUGCGAUACUGCUAACUUAUCCAUUUCAGUUGCUUUCUUAUGAGGCAUUCUUUCACCCCCUUUCUUUCAGGUUAUGCGAGCCCGAUUGCAGCAACGGCCUAGUGGUGAUGGUGUUCCAAGAUAUAUGGACACUUGGCAUGUUGUGAAAGAAACUGCACGAUUUGAAGGUAUCCGAGGUUAUUACAGAGGAAUUACGGCAAACCUGUUGAAGAACGCUCCUGCUUCUUCAAUAACAUUUAUUGUGUAUGAAAACGUUCUAAAAUUGCUUAAACCGACUACAAGGAAUGACUGAGUUUUUUCAUUUUC
Vigna umbellata (rice bean) is the source of this 1126-nucleotide messenger RNA. Lineage: Eukaryota; Viridiplantae; Streptophyta; Magnoliopsida; Fabales; Fabaceae. The record is from RefSeq and is a predicted model, not a curated record.